Engraulis encrasicolus (European anchovy) is the source of this 3348-nucleotide messenger RNA. It is a transcript of the gene pla2g4ab, whose product is annotated as phospholipase A2, group IVAb (cytosolic, calcium-dependent). Bases 704 to 2980 code for a protein of 758 amino acids. The record is from RefSeq and is a predicted model, not a curated record. Gene Ontology annotation, biological process: glycerophospholipid catabolic process. The transcript is spliced from 19 exons. Gene Ontology annotation, molecular function: calcium ion binding; calcium-dependent phospholipid binding. Gene Ontology annotation, cellular component: endoplasmic reticulum; cytosol; Golgi apparatus. NCBI's taxonomy places the organism in Eukaryota, Metazoa, Chordata, Actinopteri, Clupeiformes, Engraulidae.
UAUUACUUACUAUAACACAUUUGAUGUGUAAAAAUAAAACAGCUACACUCCUGUAGGCAAUGGGACCAUUAGGUCAGUGCAGUAUGACUAUUUUGGUUAAUGACACACUGAGAACGAAUUGGACUUUUAUUUUGAUACCGCUUUCUGCGAGUUUUGCGCUUAGGAUGAAAGUUGCUUCCUAUCAUGAAACUGCCGGCCGUGAGAGGCAUAGAAGUGAAAUCAGAAGUCAAAUUCAAUUUUAAGUGAACAAGUGAUAGGGUUAGGUUUUGUUAAAAUGUGACAGUUAAGGUAACAAAUAAUUUAAAAAGAUCGUUUUUUUUUUUAAUUGUAGGCCUAUGCACGAAUGUCUCAAAAAACUCCUGUGAAGCUGAGCCUGUUAAAACAGUCAAGUUUUAUUUUGGUUAUAGUGUUAAACAUCAAUGUUAACUAGGCAACAGCACAAAGUCCCCUUCAUUCCAUCAGAGUUUAACUGGCCUCAUAUAAUUAGGCCUAACAGUUAAGGACAGCGCAGUGAAUCUGAUGGACAUGUUCAGUUAUCUCGCAUUUUGCCGUCCGGGAUCCCCAUUCAAUGCCACGUGGAUAUAGCCUACACUAGGCUACUGUAACAUAACCGUGAGGACAUCCAGAGUAUCUCUCCAUUUCCCUGGUGCAUAGUGAGGAGAGGACGUUGACUGACCAAGUGUAAGCUGUCUGGGUCCCCAUCAUGUCACGCAUUAUUGUGGAACAGCAGUACUCCCACAAGUUCAAGGUCACCGUACAACGGGCGGAGAAUGUCACCAAGGGCAAAUUCGGCGAUCUCUUGGACACUCCAGACCCCUAUGUGGAGCUGUACAUCCCGACGGCGCCAGAGAGCAGAAAGAGGACCCGACACAUAGACAACAACAUCCACCCCGAGUGGAACGAGACGUUUGUCUUCAUCCUCGACCCAAACCAGGAGAACACCCUCCAGAUCACGUUGAUGGAUGCCAACUACAUGAUGGACGAGACCCUGGGCACAGACUCCUACAACAUCUCCAAACUCAAAGUGGGCCAGACAGAAAAGGUUCCGGUCUCCAUAGGAAAGACAACUAAAGUGCACUUGGAGAUGUCACUGGAAGUCUGUACGGGCUCUGAUCUUCGCUUCAGCCAGGCUCUGUGCGAUAAGGAGAAGUUGUUCCGCCAGACGCGAAGGGAGAAGGUGAUGCUGGGCAUUAAGAAGCUACUGCACAUGGAGAAACCACGAUACCUGCCCAGCUCACCGCAGGAGGUGCCGGUGAUUGCUGUGGUGGGUUCUGGCGGAGGCUUCAGGGCAAUGGUGGGCUUCUCUGGCGUGAUGAAGGCCUUGUACGAGUCUGGCGUGCUGGACUGCACCACCUACAUCGCAGGCCUCUCCGGAUCCACCUGGUACAUGUCGACGUUGUACUCACACCCGGGCUUCCCCACGGACCAGGGCCCCGAGCAGAUCAACAAGGAGCUGAUGCGGAGCGUGAGCAGCAACCCGCUGCGGCUGCUGCUGCCCCAGCACGUCACCAACUACAUCCAGGCGCUCUGGGCCAAGAAGAACCACGGCCAGCCCGUCACCUUCGCAGACAUCUUCGGCAUGCUCAUCGGAGAGACGCUCAUCCCCGCGAGGAUGGACACCAAGCUGAGUGCCUUUCAGGAGAAGGUGAAUGAGGCCCAGUGCCCCCUCCCCCUAUUCACCUGCCUGCACGUAAAGCCAGACGUCUCCGAGCUCAUGUUUGCAGACUGGGUGGAGUUUAGUCCAUAUGAGAUCGGCAUGUCCAAAUACGGCACCUUCAUGACCCCUGACCUCUUCGGCAGCAAGUUCUUCAUGGGAACUGUAGUCAAGAAGUACGAGGAGAACCCACUGCACUUCCUCAUGGGUGUGUGGGGCAGUGCCUUCUCCAUCCUUUUCAACAGAGUACUAGGAGUCAAGGACUCUGGCCAAAGUGAAAGUACAAUGGAGGAGGAACUGGAGCAAAUGAGGCCUACAGACAUCGUGGGAACGGACAACUCGGACAAUGAUGAGGAGCCGACUCGAGGUGGUACAAAGAGCAAGAAGGCAGAGGAAAAGCAACCUAUUGAGAAAUGUGGUACAGAGAGCAGGGAGGCUGAGGAGGAGUUUCACCAGAGGGCGCAGGCCAGCUGGGUGGAGCGCAUGGUCACCUCCUUCUUUGGCGACUCGGCGCUCUUCAACACGCGCGAGGGCCGCGCCGGCAAGGUGCACAACUUCAUGCUGGGCCUUAACCUCAACACCUCCCUGCCCUUCUCACCCAACACCACCGGCGGGGCCGCCGCAGUGGUGGAGGACGAGGUCGACGCCGUCACAGACCCUGAUGAGUUUGACCGCAUCUAUGAGCCGCUGGAUGUGACGAGUAAGAAGAUCCAUGUGGUGGACAGCGGUCUGACGUACAACCUGCCGUACCCCCUCAUCCUGCGGCCGCAGCGCGGCGUGGACCUCAUCAUCUCCUUCGACUUCUCUGCACGCCCCAGCGACUCCAGCCCCCCCUUCAAGGAGCUGCUGCUUGCUGAGAAGUGGGCGCGUAUGAAUAAGCUGCCCUUCCCCAAGAUCGACCCGAAAGUCUUCGACCGCGAGGGCCUGAAGGAGUGCUACGUCUUCAAGCCCAACAAGGGAGACAAGAACUGCCCCACCGUCAUCCACUUUGUACUGGUCAACAUCAACUUUAGGAACUUCAAAGCCCCUGGAGUUCCCCGAGAGACGGAGAAGGACAAGGAGCUGGCCGACUUCGACAUCUUUGACGACCCCAACACGCCUUUCUCCACCUUCAACUUCCAGUACAGCAACCAGGCCUUUAGGCAGCUGCACGACCUCAUGGAGUUCAACACGCUCAACAACAUCGAGGUGAUCAAGGAGGCCAUCAAGGACAGUGUGGUGUACCGCAAGGAGAACCCCACCCGUUGCUCCGUCUCCCUCUCGCUCAACGAACUGCAGAACAAGUUGUUCAUGAAGAGGGACAGCCGGCCUACCUUGCUCAAGUGAGCUGGGCUUCUCUUCUCUUCUCUUUCUCCCUCAAGUGACCUUUCCUUGGACUGUGCAAGAACUGGGGAUAGGAGGAAAGAGGAAGAGGGUUACAGGUUCUCUUCUCAUGUGCAGGACUGACUCUCGCUGAUGACCUACAGUACUGACUCUAGCAUGCCCCUUUGGGCUGCUGGUGGGACUCUUCAUCACGCGUGGCCACACUGGGGCUACACACUCCCAAGGCUACACCUUUCAUCUGUGGACGCCAUCUUGGACAAUCUUGCAACCUCAGUACAUAUUUGGAUUGAGGAUAAAUGUGAAUAGUGGGUUAACACACACACACACAUGCACACAGACACAGACACAGACACAGACACAGACACACACAC